CUCACGCGGUGGAACCGUGGAAGCCCUAUAGGAGUUUUUUUAUUAUAUUUUUUUUUUCCUGCUCGCUUUCGCUCGCUCCGCCACUUCUAUCCGCCCCACUCUCCAAAAGUUAGGGUUUCCCAAGAUAUGUAGGUUGGUUUCUGCGGGGUCCCAGGGCUAGGAUGCUCAUGUUACUGCGACGGAUCUCCAUGCGCCGCUGGUCAAGCGGCUUCGUUGAUUAGACAGUUGCGAUCGGCAGAGCUCUGUUAAGGUUGCGUUUGCGGGCGCGGAUGGAGACCGCGUGGCUGGGGCAGGACUGAGGGCCGCGGGAGUUAUCGGAUGGCAUUAGGGGAUCGGAUGGCGUCGCGGUUCUCUCAGUCAUCGGCAUCGGUGUCAAGCUAUCUUGAUGAAUUCUCCAGCAGGGAGGAUGGGGAUUCUGCUGGCCAGAGGAGGGAGUCGGAGUCGGUGGCUGCGGCUAAUUCAUCUCCGGUUGUGACCAGCAUCGCUUACUUACCGCAGACUGUUUUUCUGUGCGAGUCCAGGCACGAGGGGUUUGAGGAGUUCGUUCCGACGGGGCCGUCGGAGAGUGGAUUGGUCUCCAAAUGGAGGCCCAAGGACAGGAUGAAGACUGGUUGCGUGGCACUUGUAUUGUGUUUGAACAUUGGUGUUGAUCCUCCAGAUGUAAUUAAAAUAUCUCCUUGUGCAAGAAUGGAGUGCUGGAUAGAUCCAUUCUCUAUGACUGCUCCAAAAGCUCUAGACACAAUUGGAAAAAGUUUGCAGGUUCAAUAUGAACGAUGGCAGCUUCGGCAGGCUCGUUAUAGACUUCAACUUGAUCCUACAGUUGAGGAAGUGAAAAAGCUUUGUAGUAGUAGCCGUAAAAAUGCUAGGUCUGAGAGGGUUCUCUUCCAUUAUAAUGGUCAUGGAGUUCCUAAACCUACUACUAAUGGUGAAAUAUGGGUUUUCAAUAAGAGCUAUACACAAUAUAUUCCGUUGCCAAUAAGUGAACUUGACUCCUGGCUGAAGACCCCAUCAAUAUAUGUUUUUGAUUGCUCAGCUGCAGGCAUUAUUGUAAAUGCUUUUAUUGAGCUUCAAGAGUUGAACUCUUCUGGAGCAUCCGGUUCAUCGAAGGAUUGCAUUUUACUAGCUGCUUGUGAGGCACACGAAACUCUUCCACAAAGUGCUGAAUUCCCUGCCGAUGUGUUCACAUCAUGUCUGACUACACCGAUAAGAAUGGCGCUUCAUUGGUUUUGCUCCCGGUCAUUGCUUCAUGAUUCUAUUGACCAUUCUUUAAUUGACAAAAUUCCUGGUCGUCAAAAUGAUCGGAAAACACUUCUAGGGGAGUUAAACUGGAUUUUUACAGCUGUCACGGACACCAUUGCAUGGAAUGUUCUGCCUCAUGACCUUUUUCAAAGGUUAUUUAGACAAGAUUUACUGGUUGCUAGUUUGUUCCGAAACUUCUUACUUGCUGAAAGAAUUAUGAGAACGGCAAAUUGUACUCCGAUAUCAUAUCCUUUAUUACCAUCAACUCAUCAGCAUCACAUGUGGGAUGCAUGGGAUAUGGCAGCUGAGAUUUGCCUUUCUAAAUUGCCACAGCUGCUUGCUGACCCAUCUGCUGAAUUUCAGCCAAGUCCAUUUUUUACAGAACAGUUGACAGCUUUUGAAGUGUGGCUUGAUCAUGGAUCUGAGCAUAAAAAACCACCAGAGCAGUUGCCAAUAGUUUUGCAGGUUUUACUCAGCCAGUCUCAUCGGUUUAGAGCAUUGGUGCUUCUAGGCAGAUUUCUUGACAUGGGGCAUUGGGCUGUGGAUCAGGCCUUAUCUGUUGGAAUAUUUCCUUACGUGCUCAAGCUGCUUCAAACAACAGCAACGGAACUGCGACAAAUUCUUGUGUUUAUUUGGACAAAAAUUCUUGCUCUUGACAAGUCUUGUCAGGUUGAUCUUGUGAAAGAUGGAGGCCAUACCUAUUUUAUUAAAUUUCUUGAUAGCAUGGAUGCUUUCCCGGAGCAGCGAGCAAUGGCUGCCUUUGUUUUAGCAGUUAUUGUUGAUGGACACAAGCGGGGACAAGAAGCAUGCAUCCAAGCAAAUCUCAUAAAUGUAUGCUUGAAGCAUCUGCAGCUGGCAAUCCCCAAUGAAGCACAGACCGAGCCUCUCCUCCUUCAAUGGUUAUGCCUUUGUCUGGGAAAAUUUUGGGAGGAUUUUCAUGAAGCACAACUCAUUGGUUUACAAUCAGAUGCACCGGUUAUUUUCUCUCCAUUGUUAUCAGAGCCACAACCGGAGGUUAGAGCUGCUGCCAUUUUUGCUCUUGGCACCCUUAUAGAAGUUGGAUCUAAUUCAUUCAGAGAUGGAAAUGGAGGUGAUGAGGAUUGUGAUGUGGAUGACAAGGCUAAAGCUGAGCUGAGUAUUGUCAAGAGUCUUAUGCAAGCUCUUGGAGAUGGAAGCCCUUUGGUUCGGUCUGAGGUUGCUGUUGCUCUUGCUCGCUUUGGUUUUGGCCACAACAAGCACCUGAAGUCAAUUGCUGCUGCAUAUUGGAAGCCACACAGCUCCGUGCUGAGUUCUUUGCCAUCGCUUGCAAAUAUUAACAGUUCUGGUGGUGGCUGUACAAACACAAACCCAUAUAUGCAGCAGGGAGGUUCACUUUCUUCACAAAAUGUCCCUGUGCUGAGAGUUGGAAGUGACAGCAUGUCUAGUCCUCGAGAUGGAAGGAUCUCAACAAGCAGUCCCAUAGCUUCCACCGGGAUUAUGCAUGGUUCUCCUGUGUCAGAUGAUUCAUCUCAGCAUUCAGAUUCUGGCAUUUUACUGAAAGAAAGUACGACUAAUGGAAUUGUUAAUCAUUUCAGAUCAAGACCUCUAGAUAGUGCAGUUUACUCCCAAUGUGUUGUGGCUAUGUCUGCUUUAGCAAAAGAUCCAUCCCCACGAGUUGCUUCUCUUGGAAGAAGAGCGCUUGCCAUUAUUGGCAUUGAGCAUGUGGUUUCAAAAGGAGCAAAAUAUAAUGGCGGAGCUGUUCACCAAGGAGAUUUAUCAGGUCAAUCUACAUCUCCUACCUUUGGUUUGGCUCGCUCAUCUUCCUGGUUUGACAUGCAUACUGGUCAUUUACCGAUGACAUUUAGAACUCCCCCUGUUAGCCCUCCUAGGCAAAAUUACCUUACUGGAUUGAGGCGAGUAUACUCUUUAGAAUUUAGGCCACACCAACUGGGUUCUCAAGACACAGGGCUAGCUGAUCCACUGUUAGGUUCUACAGGAUCUUCUGGGACUUCUGAACGUAGUUUACUUCCUCAAUCUUCUAUUUAUAACUGGAGUUGUGGACAUUUUUCACGGCCUCUUCUUACUGCUUCUGAUGACAAUGCUGAUGUCAUGGCUAGACGAGAGCAAAGGGAGAAAAUUGCACUGGAUGGCAUAGCUAAAUGCCAGCAUUCGUCUGUAACUAAACUUAACAAUCAAAUUGCUAGCUGGGAUACCAGGUUUGAGACUGGCACAAAAGCCACUCUAUUGUUGCCAUUUUCUCCUAUAGUUGUUGCUGCAGACGAGAAUGAGAGGAUUAGGGUGUGGAACUAUGAAGAAGCAACACCAUUAAACAGUUUCGACAACCAUAAUUCAUCAGACAGAGGAGUUUCAAAGCUAUGUCUUGUGAAUGAACUUGAUGAUAGCCUGCUUCUGGUUGCUUCAAGUGAAGGUAAUAUUCGGAUAUGGAGAGAUUACACUCUAAAAGGCAAACAGAAGCUUGUGACAGCAUUUUCAUCUAUUCAAAGUCAUAGAUCAGGUGUUCGGGCUUCAAAUGCUGUGGUUGAUUGGCAGCAGCAAUCUGGUUAUUUGUAUGCUUCUAGUGAGAUAUCCUCCAUCUUGCUUUGGGAUCUUGAUAAGGAGCAAAAUAUUAGUUCCAUUUCGUCUUCAUCAGAUAGCAGCAUAUCUGUACUGUCUGCGUCCCAGGUUCAUGGAGGUCAGGUUGCGGCAGGUUUUGUUGAUGGUUCAGUUAGAAUAUUUGAUGUUAGAACUCCCGACAUGCCUGUUUGUGCAACAAAACUGCAUACUCAAAGAGUGGAGAAAGUUGUUGGGAUUGGAUUUCAACCGGGGCUUGAUCCAACUAAGAUUGUCAGUGCGUCUCAAGCUGGGGAUAUUCAGUUUUUCGACAUUCGAAACCACUCUGAAGCAUAUCUCACAAUUGAUGCCCAUAGGGGUUCUUUGACAGCUUUGGCUAUUCACCACCAUGCCCCAGUUAUUGCCAGUGGAUCUGCAAAGCAGAUCGUUAAGGUCUUCAGCCUAGAUGGAGAUCAACUGAGUAUCAUCAGAUAUUAUCCUACUCUCAUGGGUCAAAGAAUUGGUUCUGUAAGUUGCCUCAAUUUCCACCCAUACAGGGUCCUUCUAGCUGCUGGUGCGGCUGAUGCUUGUGUAUCCAUCCAUGCUGAUGACAACUAUCAAGCAAGAUUGCACAGGAAUUGAAACAUCAAGCCGCAGCCACUCUACGGUUUAUCAUUUCUCAGAUGCGCGUGCGUUUGAAAUGUCAAUCUUAACAAUAUUCAUUAGCCUCCGCUACAGAAAGUAGCAUGUCGUCCAAGUGUUUCUGGCAUCCAACAUUACAUUCGGAGGCUCUCAAAAAAUAAAGAUAUCUAGGUAAUAGCUUGUACAUAAUCUUUUGCUGUAUUUUCUAAUUUCUUUUUUCCUCUUUGUUCAAUUUGUAAGUGUUAUUCUCUUAUUAUAAACUAUGAUGGCCUCUAUGGGAGUUUGCACUUGAUUCAGAUGUUCAAAAUAAUAUUUUUUUCCUGAACCAAUGUAUGAUUAUUAAUUAUAGUAAAAAAAUCACCCAGAAGAUCUGAAAUUGGAGUUC
Molecule: messenger RNA, 4795 nt
Organism: Dendrobium catenatum
Lineage: Eukaryota; Viridiplantae; Streptophyta; Magnoliopsida; Asparagales; Orchidaceae
Product: regulatory-associated protein of TOR 1
Exons: 24
Coding region: 319-4410 (1363 amino acids)
Biological process (GO): positive regulation of protein serine/threonine kinase activity; positive regulation of cell growth; regulation of autophagy
Cellular component (GO): cytoplasm; TORC1 complex
Molecular function (GO): protein-macromolecule adaptor activity; protein binding
Source: RefSeq, a predicted model, not a curated record